Prunus armeniaca (apricot) is the source of this 1143-nucleotide messenger RNA. NCBI's taxonomy places the organism in Eukaryota, Viridiplantae, Streptophyta, Magnoliopsida, Rosales, Rosaceae. The record is from the annotation of a GenBank genome assembly.
AUGUUAUUGCGUCGUGAUGAAUUGCAAAAACAAGUCGCUGAAGGCAGUCUCAGUGUAUCUGGCAGUAAUGAUGUGUUGACCUUGGCUUUGGGUCCCGAGCAUCCAGGGAGAGUAAGAGGGUUAGGUGCUGGGAUUUCCCCUAGGCAAUACUUCAAUUUACCUAGACAACAGAGGGUAAAGUUUGCCGAUCAAUUGAAGGAAAGUGUAAGAAUUGUCCUUCAAGAAGAGACUAAGAAGAUGGAAGCUAGAUCAAGGGAAGAGACUUUAAGGAUGGAGGCUAGAACCAAGCAAUUGGUAGAGGCUGAGAGGGAACAUUUACUGAGUCAGCUUUCCCAACUCAUCCCCAAUUUUGAUCCAAGCAUGCUUAAACCGAAAACUAGCCCCUGUCAAAACCAAGGUCUAGAGCAAAGUCCCAAAAAUCCAAUGUCUGACAAAGCAAGCUGCUCUGGGGAUGUGAGAUCCCUACAUUUUGAGGAUGAUACUGCCAAAAAUGGGGAAAAGCAGGAAGAAAUGGUGGAGGUGCCAUCUUCCUUACAAUCCCUUUGUCGUUAUGUGGAAACCACACUAAAGCCUCAGGAGAAGAUCAUGACCUUUACAAUUGGGAAGGAGGUGUUUGGUGCAGAUCGCAGUACCUUCGUCUUGCCUGAAGAUAUUACACACUUAGCAGGCAUGGAAGAAAUUGGGGCUACUGUGCUUGCAGUAUAUAUGAGCCAGUCGAAUCAGAAGACAGAUGGUGAACAGAUUUUCAUGAUGCCUUACAAUCCAGGUCGUCAUUGGGUCUUGCUGAUUGUGAGAGCGAAGAAGGAAACCGUCUAUUUUCUGGAUCCUCUGCUUGGAAAUCGUGUGGUUAAUGAGAAGGCCAAAAACAUGGUGAACAGUGCUAUAAAAAUUUAUAAUUCCCACAUAGGCAGACAAGGUCGUAAAGCACCCAUUUGGAAAACUCUACCAGGCACACCAAAGCAACCCAGCAGUAUCAAAUGCGGGUAUUAUGUCAUGCGCUUCAUGAGAGACAUCAUCAUGGAUCCUUCCCUGGAGUUUGAGAAGACGUUUGCUAAGGGAAAAGAGCAAGCGCCAUACCCCCAAGCAGCCAUUGAUGAAGUCAGGAAUGAAUGGGCAGAGUUUGUUUGCCUUCAUGUGGACUAG